UUAAUUUGCUUGCUCUCUAUUUCCUCUCAAUUGAUCUCUUCUUCUUCUGUUCAAGCCCCAACAACAAUGGGAAGCCCCAACAAGUCAGAUGCGUCUCCUUUUCUUACCACAGGAGAAUCAGCGCCGCCGCCCGAGUCUCCGGCCAAAGCGCUCCGCCGGAUUCUGGAGUUGCCAGGGGUUCACCAAGGCCCUGCUUGCUUUGAUGGUCUCAGCGCCAAGCUUAUUGAAAGAGCUGGCUUCCAGUAUUGCUUCACCAGUGGAUUUUCGAUAUCGGCUGCUACAUUAGGGCUGCCAGAUACAGGUUUUCUAUCCUACGGAGAAAUGGUGGAUCAGGGGCAACAAAUUACCCAAGCUGUGUCAAUUCCUGUCAUUGGGGAUGGCGACAACGGUUACGGGAAUGCAAUGAACGUCAAGAGAACUGUCAAGGGAUUUAUUAGAGCUGGCUUUGCUGGCAUUCUGCUUGAAGAUCAGGUGUCUCCAAAAGCCUGCGGUCAUACACGAGGCAGGAAAGUGGUGUCAAGGGAGGAAGCUGUGAUGCGGAUAAAAGCAGCAGUUGAUGCUCGGAAAGAGAGUGGCUCUGACAUUGUAAUUGUAGCACGGUCUGAUGCUCGUCAAGCAGUGUCUUUGGAAGAAGCACUUUGGAGGUCAAGGGCAUUCGCUGAUGCUGGAGCAGAUGUUCUUUUCAUUGAUGCACUAGCCUCAAAAGAAGAAAUGAAGGCUUUCUGUGGAGUAUAUCCCCUAGUUCCAAAAAUGGCGAAUAUGCUUGAAGGAGGGGGGAAAACACCAAUACUCAAUCCUCUUGAACUUGAGGAAGUUGGAUACAAACUUGUGGUUUAUCCACUUUCCUUGAUUGGGGUAUCUAUUCAAGCAAUGCAGGACGCACUAGCUGCUAUCAGAGGAGGUCGUAUCCCUCCACCUGGAAGCAUGCCAUCUUUUGAAGAGCUUAAGGAGGUCCUAGGUUUCAACAGUUAUUAUGAAGAAGAAAAGCGGUAUUAUAGUAACAGCAGUCAGCUGUCUUCUGAAAGAUUGGCCAGUAGUGUAUACAGUCUUGAAGGGACAUCUAAAAAUGCAGAACCAAAAGAUCAGAGUCCUCAUAAACCAAAACAUUUAUAGGCUGGAUUCUCGGACGGAAUCACCAAUAUGGUUCCAGCUCUUAGGGGUGUAAACAUCAAAGAAUUGUUGAAUGAGGCAGCUGAUGAAAUGGGAGGGAAGCAGCUGUUAGAUUUUAAUGACACAAUGGGUGAUAGAAUUCAAGUUUUUCUGGAGUAAAUCUCUUGCAGUUGAUUUUUACAAGGAUAUUGUAAAAGAUAUACCCUAUGUAUAUCAAGAAUAAUCCUCCGAGAGGCUUUGUUUGCAAACUAAAGACAUGAAAGGUAUCAAGAUAUACUACGUUUUGGUUUAGAAGUAGGGGCAUCUUUUUUUUCUUUUGUAUUUUUGGCUGAACAAUAGAAGUACGAGUAUCUGUUAGUAUC
Messenger RNA from Rosa chinensis, 1472 nucleotides. RefSeq names its product 2,3-dimethylmalate lyase. Gene Ontology annotation, molecular function: catalytic activity. The coding region runs from base 67 to 1113 and encodes 348 amino acids. NCBI's taxonomy places the organism in Eukaryota, Viridiplantae, Streptophyta, Magnoliopsida, Rosales, Rosaceae. The record is from RefSeq and is a predicted model, not a curated record. The transcript is spliced from 7 exons.